UUGAGUGAAACGCCGCCGUUUUCUGCACCACAGCACCCCCUGCUGUGGUGAAUCCACUCCCCUCCCCAAUUAGGGUUUCUAUUAUUUUGGGGAGAAACCAACACUUUCUUUAUUCGUUCAUUUGGAAGGAAAUUGCAGCAAUGGAUGACCAGAAAUUGGAGAAUCUGAAGAUCCAAUUGCAGCAGUUACACAAUGAAGCACACGAAUUUGUGCAGAGUAUCCCGCCAACGCAGCUCUAUGGUGCUAUCGGAGUAGUCAUUCUCACUAUAUUCUUCUUCUUAAUCAUUCGUCUUUUCAAGCGUAGGGCUUCGAAUACUAUUGUGCUCACUGGAUUAAGUGGAAGUGGUAAAACUGUUCUUUUUUACCAGCUUCGGGAUGGCUCCUCCCAUCAAGGUACUAUGACAUCAAUGGAACCAAAUGAGGAUACAUUUGUACUACACUCGGAGACAACUAAGAAGGGAAAAGUGAAGCCUGUUCACAUUGUUGAUGUUCCUGGGCAUUCACGUCUUAGACCCAAACUAGAUGAAUUCUUGCCUCUGGCAGCUGGAAUAGUUUUUGUAGUAGAUGCUGUGGAAUUCUUACCUAAUGUCCGUGCUGCUUCAGAGUACCUCUAUGAUAUUUUAACCAAGGCUAGUGUUGUGAAGAGAAAGAUCCCUUUCCUACUCUUGUGCAACAAGGUAGACAAAGUUACAGCACAUACAAAAGAUUUCAUCAGAAAACAACUCGAGAAGGAAAUCGACAAGCUCCGUGCAUCAAGAACAGCAUUAUCUUCAGCUGACAUUGCUAAUGAAUACUCACUCGGGGUACCUGGAGAAGCUUUUGCAUUUCAUCAGUGCCUCAACAAAAUCUCAGUCGCAGAAACAUCUGGUUCGACUGGUGACAUCUCUCAGUUGGAGCAGUUUAUCAGAGACUAUGUUCAAGCUUGACCGAUUGUACCAAAUUAGAACCAUGGUUGUGAUUUUUGUUUUCUACCGGUGACUGUAAAAGCAUUGAGAUCUGUAGAGACGAGAGAGCAAGAAGAGCGGUCUUUGUAUAUAACUUUGCAUUCUUAAUUUUCAGUCACAGAAAUACUUGUGCCAGUUGAGUACGACAAAAAAAUUGUUUAGACA
This is a messenger RNA of Salvia hispanica, 1109 nucleotides long. RefSeq lists its product as uncharacterized. Gene Ontology annotation, molecular function: GTP binding; GTPase activity. NCBI's taxonomy places the organism in Eukaryota, Viridiplantae, Streptophyta, Magnoliopsida, Lamiales, Lamiaceae. Gene Ontology annotation, biological process: intracellular protein transport; protein localization to Golgi apparatus; Golgi to plasma membrane protein transport. Gene Ontology annotation, cellular component: Golgi apparatus. The record is from RefSeq and is a predicted model, not a curated record.